Molecule: messenger RNA, 1656 nt
Organism: Melanotaenia boesemani (Boeseman's rainbowfish)
Lineage: Eukaryota; Metazoa; Chordata; Actinopteri; Atheriniformes; Melanotaeniidae
Exons: 2
Coding region: 178-1656 (492 amino acids)
Biological process (GO): bicellular tight junction assembly; cell adhesion
Cellular component (GO): bicellular tight junction; plasma membrane
Molecular function (GO): structural molecule activity
Source: RefSeq, a predicted model, not a curated record
CCUGCUCUCCUCUGAUUCCCCACCCUUUCAGCAAACCCAUCUGACAACUGGGGAAUAGAAGAAGACAAACAAUCUACAGGCCUGCUGCUUCUUCAAAACAAGGACUGCAGAGAACGAUUUUAAGACACAGCAGAAAACAAGAAGAGGUUUCAUCCAUCAAAAAACCAUCCAUCAACCAUGGUGUCUACAGGAUUUCAAAUUCUUGGUACAGCUUUGGGGAUUUUGGGCUGGAUUGGUGUCAUCAUCGUGUGUGCCCUGCCGAUGUGGAGGGUCACUGCUUUUAUUGGCAGCAACAUCGUCACCUCGCAGAUAAACUGGGAGGGGAUCUGGAUGAGCUGUGUGGUCCAGAGCACAGGCCAAAUGCAGUGUAAAGUCUAUGACUCCAUGUUGGCCCUCACCUCUGACCUCCAGGCAGCUCGGGCCCUCACCGUCAUCUCCAUCGUGGUGGGCAUCAUGGGUAUCCUGCUCGCCGUAGCUGGAGGAAAUUGCACUAACUGUGUGCCGGACCCAACAUCAAAAUCCAAGGUGGGCGUUGCAUCUGGGGUUGUUUUUAUCAUAGCUGGAGUCCUCUGCCUCAUCCCUGUCUGCUGGACGGCCCACAGCAUUAUAACAGACUUCUACAGCCAGUUUGUGGUCAGUGCUCAGAAAAGAGAGCUGGGUGCCUCGCUUUACAUUGGUUGGGGCGCAUCUGCUUUGAUGUUGAUUGGAGGGGGGAUGCUCUGUAGUAACUGCCCUCCAAAAGAUGAAGACUCCUACACCGCAAAGUACAAAGCAGCCAAAUCUGAGGCAUCAGUGGGCAGAUCUGAAAUCUCAAAACCAGCGUCUGGAAGAGACUUUAGCAGCACAAAUCCAUCCAUGAGCAGGUGCAACUACAAAGCUUGUAAAACCAAAAAACCAGUAACAGCUGGAGUAGACUUUACGCUUUCAGAACUAAAUAAUCCUCAAGAAGAUCAUUGUCAGGGCCACCCUCCACUUUCUUCAAGUUUCCUGCACAGACGUCCUGGUUGCAAUUGCUUGGCCAUGGCUUCUCAGGGCCUCCAGAUCCUAGGUGUUCUGCUGGCUUUCAUUGGCUGGCUGGGCGCCAUCAUCACUUGCGCUUUGCCCAUGUGGAGAGUCACUGCUUUCGUUGGGGCAAACAUCGUUACAGCCCAGGUGAUCUGGGAGGGCUUGUGGAUGACCUGUGUGGUCCAGAGCACUGGGCAGAUGCAAUGUAAAGUGUACGACUCUAUGCUGGCUUUGCCUCAAGACCUGCAGGCCGCCAGGGCCAUGGUGAUCAUCUCUGUGAUUGUCGGGGUGUUUGGCAAGCUCAUGGCUGUGGUUGGAGGGAAGUGCACUAACUGCAUGGAAGACGAGGCGUCUAAAGCCAAAGCCUGCAUCGUGUCUGGAGUGAUUUUCAUCAUAAGUGCCUUGCUGAUCAUGGUUCCAGUUUCAUGGUCUGCUCAUACAGUCAUCAGGGACUUUUACAACCCUCUGGUGACUGCUGCUCAAAGACGGGAGCUUGGGGCUGCACUUUAUAUUGGUUGGGGCUCUGCUGGGCUGUUGCUGAUGGGCGGGUGCUUACUCUGCAACAACUGCCCCCCAAAAGAAGACAGACCCUACAUAUCUGCUAAGUUUGCCCCUGCCAGAACCGUAUCUUCAAAUGUGAACUAUGUGUAA